CUCAAAAAUGUUAUUAAGACAGAUAGAAAUUUGUGGUUAUGGCUUAUGGUUGUUUACACUGAAAUAUCACAGCAUUUUAUGUGUUUUAUUCUAUUCGUAACCGGAUAUGACGUUUCGUCUGCACUACCUGCAUUGCGUGAGUUUUACGUAGCUCAGGCUUGGUGAAUGUCAUAAGACGAUAGAAACAUCCCCAUGCUAACCAAGUAUUUUAACAAGAGGCACUUAAAAAAUAACUUCCCAACAUAUUACAUAUAUAAAGUAUGGUUACUGAAUAUGUUCAUACAUUUGAAAAAUAACUGCCACAGCACGUGACGUCGCAGAAGCGCUCUCGUAAAAGUUAGCUCACGGAGGAAGUAAAAAAAAAAAAAAAGCUCAAGGAGGAAGUGACGUAGUCCUUGCACAUGCGCGGGACCGUGUGCGUUCCGGGUAGGUGUUGCGCAGUGACAUGCCCUGCGCGGGGUUUGCCGCCAUGAUGGUGAGCAGAAUCCAGAAACAUUUGCAUUGUAAAGAUGCCCUCGGCACACUGCUAAGCCAUUCAUUUCUCUAAUAGACGGUCCAAAAGACCAGAUUUGUCAUUUUGCAAGUUGCCCAAAAACAGGCACGUGUGAUAAAAUGUUGUAAAUUUAUAACACUGGUUGUCGCAAAUAAACAAAACAGUGGUAAGACUCACAAAGUGUAUAUUGUGUGGGACUCCCACAAUAUAGUUUAAAUUGGUUUCUCAGGGUGAUUAGUUGAAUUUAUGACAAGUCAGUGAUUAUGAUGAUUUAGGUCAUAGUCUAUCAAAUGUAUUGACAAUGCCAGUACUUAAAUAAAUGUUAAAUUGUGUAACUACUAUCCAUAUAACAUAAGUAGUAUUGUUUUAUAUGUUGAUUGUUGUAUUGGUAACAUUGUAAGGAAGGAAUAAAAGUCAAAGGAAAAAGUUUUUUCAUUCUGCUGCUGAGGUUUUUUUUUUGAGCCAGGGAAUACAUUGUGCACCACUGUCCGCCUAGCCCCGCCCACCUCUCUUGCUCACCAUCAUGGCGGACUUUCUGCUCCAUGCACUGAUCUGUAUUGUAUAUCUGGAUAGCUCAUACGCCGCACGCCGCCGUGCAAGCCGCUGAAGCCACAGAGACGCCAUCUUACCACUCACAUCUCGACUACAUUGGCACAGCGUACAUAGUGUACAAAGCAGAUGAAGAGGCUAACAGAACAUCUAUAUUUGACAUUAAAAAGCGGGGAGAUUCUCCCAUUCCUUCAAGUAACGCAACCUUCGUCCCUUAAAAAACAUUUGAUACGUUAUUCUCUAUCUUUUGGCUAUAUUAAAUGUACUUUUCCCUUCCAAUUCUCAUUGCCUUUGGGACAAAAUUCUACUGUGCACCCUGGCUCAGCACUCCCCUAUAGCAAUGAUAGUUUUACUCCUCUAGAAAGACAUUUUCAUUUGAACUGCAUAUCCCAUCCCUUUUUCCCACUAAAAUCCAUGGUCAUGAUGCUUUACUUUUUAUUCUUACUUUCAUACAAUUCACUAUACUCUCGUCUGUACAAAAUAUGAAUCAUAAAUCAUAAGAGUGACUUUGGACAAGUUUUAAAAUCAUUUAACAUUUUGAUGAUUUUUUAUUUGUUUUUGUUUGUGUCAUGAAAUAGAAAUAACCUCUUUUCUGAUCUAGAAAUAUAUUUGAACAAAAGCCACAGGAAUAAUAUGUGAUAACCAUAAUGUGUAAUAACCAUAAACACACACAGAAAAAAACAACAACACUGAAACACAACCAUAAACUUUGGGUAAGACAAUACGUUGUUUGCAAUCUCAAACAUACCGCUAUGCAUGUUCAGUAAUAUUAUUUUCCAGAACAUAUCAUAUAUAUAAGUCAGUCAUUCAGCAGCAAAAAAAAAAAAAUGUUGUUUAUCCAAAUGAAGGGUCAUGCCGGGUCAAUUGUAUGCCAACUGGCUUGCUAACUGCACUGUAUACAAUGCCUGGUAAGCAUCAUGGAAGCACUGAGAUUCUCCCAUUCCUUCAAGUAACCUCCGUCCCUUAAAGAAAUACAUAUAUCAUGAUAUAACAAAAAAGUAGGUACAUUUCCUCUUAGCUAUUAUAGAGCUAUAUAAACUUACCAAUUCUGGACAUACAUUUCAUCAGAGGAAUUUUACACGAUCGAAAAUAUCUGAGAGAUGGACAGUGCAAAACCCUUAAAUGAUCAAUCACAAAUCUACAUUUCAAUCAUACUUACAGGUGAAAUGUUUGUCCACAGCCUUUGAACUGGCGAUUUGUGCAGUUAAUAGCUGCACAUGCAGGCAUCUUAAGGCAAAAUUUGUGUCCAAUCCGAAUUAAUAAAAUAAAUUCACCACAAAUGCUUGUCGAGAAGUGUUUCUUGCGAGGGGCAAUAUGGCGGCCGUGUGGCUUCACAAGUCAUCGCCAGUGGGCUAUCCAGAUAUAUAAUACAUAUCAGUGGCUCCAUGACGUACUACACUCUGUUUGAUUCAUUUGCGGCAGGCCUAUUCAAUUCUAGCGUCCUUGGUGUAGACUUAUGACCAAGUGGAAAUAAUUUUGCGAGUCAUUUUGGGGGAUAAGACAACAAAAUAUCAGGAGAAUAUCGGCUGGGGUGAGUCAUGCCGGUGUUGCUAGAUGUUGUUGACUUGUCGGUUCUGGUCACGUGACGGCGAAGGUGUGGUGACGUCAUCGUUCUUUGGAAAGAAGCGGUAAAUGCUUACACGUUAUCUGGAAGCCGUUUUCAGAACCCAGGACGCCGUUCCGCUUGGAUGAAAGGCAGAAACGACCAAAUACUUGAGCUGAAAACGUUUCCGUGUAGCGUGAUUUGAGUCUUUCUUACGCUAAUCGCUGUGAGUCGGGGCCCGAAUAGCGCCCCUCCCCGCACGUCUGAAUAACCAAUAGGCGUGCGUUUCUUUCUACAAACACAGAAAUCAGUUUCAUUUGAAACUCGUUCGUUCGUCUUUAUUAGCUUUGUCAACAUUCAAAAUGGUGGACGUUGGUGUAGGUGAAACGCCGUGCAAGAAGGAGGAAUUGGAAUCCGCAGUCAGCGUCGCUCCAGCGUCCCAAAUGGUCGAAAACGGGGUUCUCGCCGCCCUCCAGAGAAUAGAGGAAUCGCUUUACUUGGUCCACCAGCGGUUGGAGCGAAUAGAAUCAUUUCAUCAGGAGUGGAGGGCGAAACGGUUGCAGCCGGCGAAAAAAGAGACGAGACGCGGGAAAAACUGCACCAUUUCAGAAGUGGUGAGGAGACUCCACAAAGCCCAAAACGACCCCACCAACAAAUACGAUGCACAAACAAGUGUUUCUUCACCCCAUAACACAAAGGUGACGACAUCCCUGGUCCAGAAAGUGUCACUGUCUUACCCAAAUGUGGAUCCUGAGACCAUAGUGGCCUGCUGCAAAACUUAUUUUGAAACUGUUCGACGCAGUUUCAAAAGCCAGGACGAGAGUCUGGAAGAGAGGAGGAAGCGCAGGGUCGCCGCAGCAAAGAAACAAAGGAAGAGACGACUGUACAACGCCAGAAGUUCUGUUGUCCGCGGCGCUGAAAAGGCUUUAUGGAAAAGCGCUCAUAUGGAGCUCAUGUCAGAGGAGGAGGACGCCAUCUUGGACGGAAAGCCCGUGUGGGUCGUCCGGCCUCCGCCUCGUAGCCGCGAGUUAACAGCGCUGUGCGGGGUGCUGCAGCAAAGACUCGAGGCUGACAAAAAGUAUGCCGCAAGUCAUCACCAGAGAGUUACGUUGGACGCCGCAUGCUUUUAAACACUUUUUUGUUGGACAAUGCUGGACGUGCUAACAUUACUGCUGUGAUAUCAUGUCUACUCAUUCUAAUCAGAUGAAAUGUCAGUUAAAAUGGUGAAAACAUGCAACCAAAACAAGCGCUUUCAAACUCAUUUGGCCAAAGGCAGCAUAAGAGUGUCUCAUAAGGUGUGAAAUGCUGAAGCAACCAUGGGAUUAUUAUCCAUGGCAACUGACCCACCCCCCACGGAGCCCGACGUGUGAACGCAGGCCCCCAUACAGGUCUCUUCAUGGAAUUCAAAGGUAUUCGGUUUGAGACACAUUGGCUUAAAUGCUGGCUUGCUUUGUAUCACUACAUCAUCGUUUUGGUGCAUCCUGCUUCUGUUCAUGCUGGAAUUCUUACACAAAUGUGUUGGUUAUUUGUGAAGAUGCCGUCCUGGUUUUAAGGUGUUCCUGCCUUUUUUAUGUUACAUUUUUACUUGUUUAACAAAAUUUGCUUUCUGGCACUUUUUUAUUUUAAGUUGAUCAUAGCCAAUUUUAGUAUUUAUUUUAAAAUAUUUAUUGUAAAAACAAAUGGUGAGAAUUGUUACAUCAAUAAAAAUGUCUUUUUUCUUUACACACACAUCAGGUGCAUUCAAGGACACGCCGACUUUCGAAUAUCACAACAUCUUUAUUGUGCGUGUAUGUGUGGUCUUUAAAUCAGGGGUGUCCAAAGUGCAGCUCAGGGGCCAUUUGUGAGCCACAAUAGUUUUUUUAUUGGUCUGUGACACACUCUGAUAAUAGAAUAAGUAAACACAAAAAUACUAAAAAUGGAAAAAUCUGCAGUAAUUUAACAAGAAUAAAGUCAUAUUAAGAGGAAAGAAAGUUGUGGUUUUACAAGAAUAACGGAGACAAUGGAGGGCAGACUCACAUGGCUGGACACCCGAGACCUAUUUGGAUCGGGUGAUAAGCAUGUGGAGGACUUGUUAUGGAGACACGACUCAGAACAACACUUACUCAGGUGCGUUCGAGGACACGCCGAACUUUAUUAUGCGGGGUGCUGUGUGGGACAGAGACGAUGAAGGGCAGACUCCCGUGCCUGGACACCCGUGGCUAUUUGAAUCAGGUGAUAAGCAUGUGGAGGACUUGUUUUGGAGACAGGAGGUAUCUAACCUCCAGCAGAUAAUCACAGCAAGUGAGUGUGACAUGAACGCAUACAGUAUGCAUGUUAGUAGAUAUUUAAAACUGAUAUCCUGACAUGGCCAAUGGAUUUUCGGAAGAUGUACAGUAGCUUGACUGACAUUUUCAGUCCGAGUUUGAGCAUGCGGCGUUUAGUUCUCAGCGUUCAGCUGAGCUUCGUACUCUUUGACAAUCUCGAAGUGGUCCAGCAUGAAGGCGUGGAUCUUCUCCAGCUGUUUCUCCGUCUCGUUGAGCGCCACGCCUAGCUUGUCGCAAACCUUCC
Molecule: messenger RNA, 5132 nt
Organism: Dunckerocampus dactyliophorus (ringed pipefish)
Lineage: Eukaryota; Metazoa; Chordata; Actinopteri; Syngnathiformes; Syngnathidae
Exons: 5
Coding region: 2948-3715 (255 amino acids)
Source: RefSeq, a predicted model, not a curated record